Fonsecaea erecta is the source of this 1620-nucleotide messenger RNA. RefSeq lists its product as hypothetical. The transcript has 2 exons. The record is from RefSeq and is a predicted model, not a curated record. Bases 1 to 1620 code for a protein of 539 amino acids. Lineage: Eukaryota; Fungi; Ascomycota; Eurotiomycetes; Chaetothyriales; Herpotrichiellaceae.
AUGGUCGUUAAUGGGACCAGGCCACCAUACGAUGCCGUGGGAUCCGCCAGUCAAGAGAACACGACCGCAAACAAAACUCGCCCGGGAGGCCUGCGCCAGAACUCCUCAGGAUCGACGCGUACACCGUUAUCCGCCGUGGCGGCGAACCGCAAAGACAGCACUGGCGUCAAUGGACGGCCGGCCCCUCACAGUAGAGUGGAAGAGUUGGGCCAGCGAGACACAAGUCUGGUGCGGAGUGGCAGUGAAUCUGACAGCUUGCUUGAUCUCUACAAAAGCAACCCGAGCAGCGGUAACGUGAGCCAAAGCCACGCCGACAAUGAUAUCCCCGAGAACAUGUACCGUCCCAACGAGGAUGAUCCCGAGGGCUGGAUCCACCGGGACAAGUUGGCCAAGAUCGAAAGCGAGGAAUUACAAGCGGCCGGGAUUAACCUGGCCAAGGCACGGAGGAAUGUGAGCAAGGGUGGCGUGCAAAGAGAUGCCAGUCGUGGUCGACGCAGCGAAGACCGCAAUCCGUCCGAAUUCCGCAGAGUCGAGUCUGAGGAGACGAAAGCACGAUUACCUGAACCUCUAGCGGAAGCCGAAGAGGAUGAGAGGGCGAACUGGGAUUUCCGCACUCCAGAGGAGAUCGCGGCCGAUAACGCGUCGUCUCAACUAUACCUAAGUCCGACGCUGAGGAAAUCAGGCUCGAAAAUCCCCGUGUUGACGUCGAGCCCUCUCCCCAUACCGCAAGAGAGAAUUGAGCGAGACACGCCGCUGGUCAGGAAGCGUACUAUUAGUAAUAGUAUGAGUCCCGAGGACGGUCUCCCUGUCCUCAAGAUGAGAACCAGAAAGGGGAGCAUAGGGAGCCAGGACGAAGGCGACUCUAUGUUUCUCACGACACCUGUUCUCCACAAGCAGUUAACCUCCAAAACAUCAACACCGACCAAAAAUCGACCCAAGACCGCCCAAGGCUCACCCCCUGGGACGUCAGCCGGACGCAAGACAUCUACCACGGCAAGAAAACCUUCGACCAACGCCAAACCCGGCGCCGCACCCUCCACAAACCAACGGCCGGGGACGAGAUCUGGAGAACUGGAUCGGCCUCGGACCGCGGUGAACCGUCCCGAAGGAGAUCCACCGUGGCUCGCGACCAUGUACAAACCCGAUCCCAGACUCCCUCCUGAGGAGCAAAUCAUCCCAACACACGCCCGCCGGCAGCAACAAGCACAGUGGGAGGAUCAAGGUGCGGUCCCGAGCACGUAUGAUCGGAACUUCUCCCCUCUGGCGAUUCACACGGGUAAUGGACAGGUGAAGUCGCCUUCACCAGUCAUUCCUCAGUCGGCGCAGCCGGGCGAAAAGGAGACCGGGGCCACAGACGGGGGAAGUGCCUGGCCUCUUAAACCUGGGCCGAAUGUCAGGAAUUCGGGGGCUGGUAGCAUGAGACCCAGUACUGGAGGAAGCAUGAAUGGCGGAUACAGUACGAUGCCCCGAGUGACCAAUCCCGCGCAAAAUACGGGGAUGGGCAAUAUCACGUCGGUGCCCACUCAACCGAACACCAGGAUGCAGGUACAGCGGGUGCAGCAAGAUGAUGUGGAGGAGAAGGUGACGGAGAAGGGCUGUGGGUGCUGUAUUGUCAUGUGA